Messenger RNA from Microcebus murinus (gray mouse lemur), 4392 nucleotides. Lineage: Eukaryota; Metazoa; Chordata; Mammalia; Primates; Cheirogaleidae. The record is from RefSeq and is a predicted model, not a curated record.
CGCAGCUGCUGGUGCUGCUCUUGCUGCUCCUCCUGCUCCUUCUCGUCCUCGAAGCACGUUUUUCCGGCAGUCUUUCUGUUUGCCGGGGCUGACGGCUAGAGGAAGGGCGGGGACUCGCAUCACUUGCUGCAGACUCUUCCUGAAGCAUCUCCACCUUGCUCUGCUCGGGAAAUACCUGAAACCCCAAGACUGAGCUCGCGACCGGUCUCCAAGCCUCCGCCUCCUGUGCACUGGCCUCACCAAACCCUCCACCGCCGCGGCCAAACCCCUGUCGUCACGGCCUCUACUCCGCCAGUCUCCAGUCCAGUCACCAAGCACUCGGUUUUCUCUAGAGAAGCAUAAAGAGAAGCAGAGGCAGAGAUGGGACGAGCAGGGAGAAAGCUCCUGCCUCAACGGAGCCACCGACUUUCGGGAGAGCGCGGCAGCCCCACCUGCCUGUGGACUGACCACUGAAAGGUUGCCCAGCAUCUUGGACUGCCCAGAUGGUGUGGAAUGGAGGUUCCAGAACCCACCUGUCCUGCCCCUCCUGCCAGGGACCAGCCAGCUCCCACUCCUGGCCCCCCAGGAGCCCCAGGUGGCCAAGCCUCACCUCACCUGGCCCUGGGCCCUGUCAUCCUGCCUCCAGAGCAGGGCUUGGCCCCCACCGUGUUCCUGAAGGCCCUGCCCAUCCCGCUGUACCACACCGUGCCUCCUGGGGGCCUCCAGCCACGGGCCCCCCUCGUAACCCGCAGCCUGGAUGGAGGCAGCAUGCCCUUCAUCCUUAGCCCCCUGCUGCAGCCUGAAGGGCCUGGCCCUACCCAGGUGGGGAAGCCAGCGGCCCCAACGCUGACUGUGAACAUCGUGGGCACUCUACCUGUCCUGUCACCAGGCCUGGGUCCCACGCUGGGCAGCCCAGGCAAGGUGCGGAAUGCCGGCAAGCACCUGUGCCCGCACUGUGGCCGGGACUGCCUAAAGCCCAGCGUCUUGGAGAAGCACAUCCGGUCGCACACGGGCGAGAGGCCGUUCCCGUGCGCCACCUGCGGCAUAGCCUUUAAGACCCAGAGCAACCUGUACAAGCACAGGCGAACCCAGACCCACCUCAACAACUCCCGGCUGUCCUCAGAGUCCGAGGCUGGUGGGGGCAGCCUUCUGGAGGAGGGGGACAAGACCGGAGAGCCCUCCAGAGCGGACAGCAGUGGGGAAAGCCAAAGCCAGAGGCUGAGUGAGGGCGCGUCGCAGGGACCUCUUUCUCCAGACGCACACAUGUCAUUUGUUGCCAAGAACCUAGGUACGAAGACGGACGCUGUUCCCUGCCAAGGGUCCACACCUGCCGACAGAGAAGGGCCUGGGGACCCUGCCCACACCACGUCCCCCGGCCCCCCGCCGGCCGGCUCGCAGCCCUGGCGGAAGCUGCUGGAGCAGAGGUCCCCACCGGCCGGCAAGCCGAGUUCGCUGCAGCGGCAGCAGGCCACGUCGGAGAGGCCCUGGGACGUCAAGGCCUCCGAGGGCCGGCUGCGGAAGUGCGAGAGCACCGACUCGGGCUACCUGUCCCGCUCGGACAGCGCGGAGCAGCCGCCGGCGCCCCCCAGCCCCCUGCACAGCCUGUCGGAGCGCAGCGCCGAGUCCGAGGGCGAGGCGAGCCCGGGCUCGGGGCCCGGGGGCGCGCGGGCGGCCGGCCUGGAGCUGGAGAAGAGGCGGCUGGAGGAGCGCAUCGCCCAGCUCAUCUCGCACAACCAGGCGGUGGUGGACGACGCGCAGCUGGACACCGUGCGGCCCCGCAAGACCGGCCUGUCCAAGCAGGGCAGCAUCGACCUGCCCAUGCCCUACACCUACAAGGACUCCUUCCACUUCGACAUCCGCGCGCCCGAGCCAGGCCGCAGGAGGGCGGCGCUCGGCCCAGCGCGCUCCACCUUGACGCCUCCGGACGCCUCUCGGCCCCUCUUCUUCCACUCCGUCCCCACCCAGCAGUCCACCGUGGAGUGCGUCCCCGUCACCAGGAGCAACUCGCUGCCCUUCGUGGAGGGCUCCAGGAUGUGGCGGGAGCCACUGGGCCCUCAGGAUGCCUGCCCCAGGACACAGAAGCCCCUGAGCCCCAGGCUCACCCCAGCCCGGCCGGGCUGCCGCUCGGGGCUGACCUGGGCUGCUGUCCCCAGUGGGCACCCUCGGGCCCUGGUCAGACAGGCUGCUGUGGAAGACCUGCCAUGGACGCCCCCUGGAGACGCCCCGGGCCCUGCAGAGGACCAGGAGGGAAAGAGAACUACCACAGCGGAGGGGGCAGCCUGCAAGGGCAGAGCAGACAGCAAGAAAUGCGGCCAGAGGAGGCUGAAGCUGUUCUCCCAGGAGAAGUGGCAAGUAUAUGGGAAUGAGACGUUCAAGAGACUCUACCAGAAAAUGAAAGCCAGCCCCCACAGGGGCAAGAAAGCCAGGGAGGUGAGAGCAGGCAGUAGGACAGAGCCGGACCUUCCUCCCAGAGAAGAGGCAGCAGGGGGCAAUAUCCCUGGGGACAUCUCCGGAGGGGCUAGGCCAGAGCCUUGGGGAAGCCCUGGAGCCCCAGAUGCCUCCCUGGUGACUGAGCCCCCUAAGCACAGGGAGACGGUGGCCAGAGCAGAUGACAGUGACCAGCCCAGGGUGGACAGGGCUGUGUCCUCCCUUACACUUGGUGACAGAGACACCCCCUGUUUGGGCAGCAAGAGCCCUCUGUUUUCUCCAAAUGGGAGGUGGGAACUGGGGCAGCAGCUGCCCCCAGCACCUGACUCCCUUAAAGGAGGUGACCUAGAGGCUCCCAAACUGGUUUUGCCAGACUCCAAGCUGGAAGAAGGCGCCCGAGGUGCUGGGGGCAUGACGGAGACCUGCCCCUGGGCCCAAACCAUCCUGAUACGGCCCAGCAGUGGCCCUGGGGAGGACCGGCUCCGCUUGGAGAGGAAGAAGCUAAAAGUGGAGGCACUGGGCAGCUGGGAGCGACUGGAACCUGUGGGGGCACAGACCCCAGGGGUACCUGCACAGGCUGCCUCGCAGGAGCAGGACAGUGACCCCAGGGAGGCUCCAGGCAGGGAGCAUGGGAGUGCCGGGCAGGCAGGCGAGCCCCUGGAGUCUUCUAGAGCUUCCUCUGCUGCUGCUUCUGUUGCUCUGAAGCAAGCGGGGCUGAGGGACCAGGUGCCCCCGUGGCAUCCUGCAGCCCUGGUCCCCGGGCAUCACACCCUGCCCGCUGCCCAGCCUCAGGCUCCCAGGGUCCAUGCUGCCGCAACAGACAAUGCCUUUUUCCCCAAGUACCUGCUCAGGUUACCUCGGGCAGAGGCCCCCUCUCCACUGCCCAUUCCCCAGGGCCCUGGGCAAGGCCAGGACUCUCUCUGUAGGACUGGGUGGCCCAAGGAAGAGGUAUCCUUUGUUGGACCAGGCCUGGGGACCCCCCUGUCUUGCAGCCCAGCCCUAGGGGCCCCCAGGGAGACCACCUCCUCUCCAUCUACCCCCAUGUGUGAGGCCCCCACGGCUCAGGACAGAGAGGGUGAGACUCGAGCCAUUCAUCACUUCUGUGUGGGCAGCACUUUCCCAAGGGCCAGGCCCUCUGGGGCUGCCCUGAGUCCCUGGGCACCCAGUUGGGAGCCCGGGGUACCUCCUGGGAAGGCCCUGGAAGACCGUCCAUCAGGGCUCAAUCCCUGCUGUUUCCUCCAGCCCAGCUCCUUCCUCACCGCCCUCCCUCAGCCCCAGGCCGUGCCCCCCAGCUGGCCCGAGCUGGCCUUGUCUUCCCACUCAGGGAUCCCCAGGACCUGCAGGGACCAGAGCCCAUUCCCCUCGCUGAAGGCCGAGCCCCAGCUCACGUGGUGUUGCUUGAGACGCAGCCUCCCUCUGCCCUCGGAGCAGAAGGGGAAGACGGUAUCGGUGUACUCGGCCCUGCACUUCCCCGGUGGCGGCCUCCGGGAUGAGGGUCCUGCCGCCCUGCCCGUGAGCGAUGGAGGAGGGACCCGGACGAGGCCUGGAGAAGGAAGGCCAGCUCAGAUACCCAAGCUCUCCCACCCCACAGUCUCAGGGGUGAUGUCCCAGGACCCCGUGUCUGAGCCAGAGCGGAAGAAAGGACCACCUCCUCAGAGGGCCAAGACGCCUCAUCAGAGCGGCAAGCAGAGAAAACUAAAGAUCAACCCCAAAAGGUACAAAGGGAAUUUCUUGCAGAGCCAUGUUCAGCUGAGAGCCGGCAGACUGCGCAAGCCAACGUGGGUGCCGAGGAGAAGCUGCCCCCGUCCCCCGCUUGAGGGGCAGGCCUCUUCAGUAAUGACAGGUUCCCUCGGCCGUAGCUCUGCCCUCUGCCCCAUCCACGUCCCCUGUGAUGCAUGGCGCAAUUAGUAUUUCCAGAACGACGUUAACCCGGGCCUUUAUCAGAGCUGCUCCUCGAGACCAAGUUCACCACCGUCUUUACUGGAA